AUGGCCCCGCGCAAGAACGUCCCACGCGCCGCCCGCCGCUCUUCAGGAGCUGUGGCGGGUGAGGGUGGGCUGGUAUCGCCACAGUCAGAGGACCACGAUACCACCACAGACGGGAUCUCUGUCAACCUCUCUCCUGCUGCUGUCCGUUCUGUUAAUAAGCCGAACUCGCACAAGCAGCCCAAGAUCAAGAUGAUUGUCGAGCGCAAGAUCAAGAUUGUCACUGAGCAGCACAAUAUCGACAAGCCUCCUAUCCAGGAAGGCUUUCCUAUGAAAGAAUGGACUGUUGAGAUUUAUAUUCUCGACCAGGAGGGCAAGGAGAGGCCAGCCAGAUGCUUCACCAAGGCUGUCUACAACCUCCACCCUUCUUUUGCUCAGCCCGUUCAGACCUUCACCGAGCCUCCCUUCCGCUGCCGGAAUGAGGGUUGGGGUGAGUUCGAGAUGGCCAUUGACCUGUACACGACCGAAAAGGGUGGCAAGCAGACCAUCAUCCACGACCUCAAUUUUGCAGCUCCCCAGUACGAGAACAUCCACACCGUGACCUUCAAGAACCCGUCGCAAGCCCUUCAGGCCAUCCUUCGUGAGACGGGCCCGCUUCCAUCGGACGAGGAGCGCAAGCUGAAGAAAGCGGACGGUGGCAAGAAGAAGAAGGCGUAUGACAUCGAGAAGAUGGCUGAUGCCUUGGUCAAGCUCGGAGAGGAUGAUCUGCUCCAGGUGAUCCAAAUGAUCCAUGACAAUAAGGAUGACAAUACCUACAUCCAAAACAACAUCGAUGCGGGAGAGUUUUCGGUUGACCUUUAUACCCUGCCUGACCCUCUUCUUAAGAUGCUUUGGGACUUUGUGGUCAAGGCUGGUGUUGUUGCCGCUUAA
Molecule: messenger RNA, 867 nt
Organism: Thermochaetoides thermophila DSM 1495
Lineage: Eukaryota; Fungi; Ascomycota; Sordariomycetes; Sordariales; Chaetomiaceae
Exons: 6
Coding region: 1-867 (288 amino acids)
Biological process (GO): chromatin remodeling; regulation of transcription by RNA polymerase II
Cellular component (GO): NuA4 histone acetyltransferase complex; Swr1 complex
Molecular function (GO): histone binding
Source: RefSeq, a predicted model, not a curated record